Molecule: messenger RNA, 837 nt
Organism: Carassius carassius (crucian carp)
Lineage: Eukaryota; Metazoa; Chordata; Actinopteri; Cypriniformes; Cyprinidae
Product: chemokine XC receptor 1-like
Exons: 1
Coding region: 7-837 (276 amino acids)
Biological process (GO): G protein-coupled receptor signaling pathway; immune response; chemotaxis
Cellular component (GO): membrane
Molecular function (GO): chemokine receptor activity
Source: RefSeq, a predicted model, not a curated record
UCUGGCAUGUAUUACUGUUACUAUCCUUUUGACAUUUGUAUCGAGACAAAUGUUAUCCAGUUUGGGAAAGCCAUCACCCCAGUCAUUUUCCUCAUCGUCGUUCUGUUCAGCUGUGUGGGAAACACAUUGGUUUUGUGGGUCCUUGUGAAGUAUGAAAAUCUGAAAUCCCUCAACAACACGCUUCUGUUAAAUCUGGCUCUCUCUGAUCUCAUUUUCACCUUUGGCCUGCCCUUCUGGGCCCACUACUACAUGUAUGGCUGGACUCUUGGAGAUCCUGCUUGCAAAGCAGUUAACUUUGUGUUCUACACGGGAUAUUACAGCAGCAGCAUCUUCCUGACGGUUCUGACUGUCCACUGCUACAUGGCCACUGAUUUUGCUGGUGAAAUUAAUUGGAUAUUGGCAAGUACAUACUUGCAAAAUUCUUUUUUCGUUAUCGCUUUUGUGAUCAUUGCUUUUUGCUACACUGUGAUCUUGGGACGGCUAAUAUCUCACACUCGUAGAAAGACAGUGCAGCUCAUCCUCUUCAUAGUGGUAUUUUUUUUCUUGGGAUGGGGGCCAUACAACAUGGCCAUAUUUCUGGACUCUCUGAUUUCAUGGAAUAUCUCUCCUUUUAGUGAUUGUGAGCUGAGUAAAUCUAUUUACUAUUGGAAGCACAUCUCUCAGAUGGUGGCUUUCUCCCACUGCUGCCUGAAUCCUGUGUUUUAUGUUUUUAUGGGGACAAAAUUCAGAAACCGCUUGAAGAAAAUCUUACCUAUUUUCUGUAAGAACAACACAGAGGUUCAGAAUCGAUACAGCAUGCUUGAUUUCUCCAACGGUGAAGAAAUAUCUAUGUUUUAG